AUGCAUUCUCUUCAGCUUCUCUUCAAGACCAGCGCUGCUGCCCUGCUCCUGGGUCUCUGCCUGAUACUGCGGACUGGCACAGCUCAAGGACAAAUACAGAACGUAAUUUCAGCGAAUCUGACAACUUCUCAGACUGACAACUCAACGGGUUAUGUGAUAACACUUGCAGUUUCAAAUUUCAUAUCUCAAUGCAUAGUGGUUAAAAACACAUUGGAAGUCUCUGACACGGUCUUUUUUCCUUACGGUAAUUUUCGUUUUACCAGCUGUCUGUGUGGUAUUAGUACAAGAAGAUUCUUCUGGGAGAUAGAAGCACCUGAAAAUGGGAUCAUAACAGGGAAGGCUCAAGUUGUGUCAGAAGAGAAUAUAUGCCCUCCUGGUGUGAAUAUCUCCACCCCUGUUUAUGAAAUUGUUAUCACACGUGAUGUCAUUAUAACACUCUGA
Molecule: messenger RNA, 441 nt
Organism: Budorcas taxicolor (takin)
Lineage: Eukaryota; Metazoa; Chordata; Mammalia; Artiodactyla; Bovidae
Product: prolactin-inducible protein homolog
Exons: 4
Coding region: 1-441 (146 amino acids)
Biological process (GO): proteolysis; regulation of immune system process
Cellular component (GO): extracellular region
Molecular function (GO): aspartic-type endopeptidase activity
Source: RefSeq, a predicted model, not a curated record